AUCGUGCCUUGUUUGACCGGAGCGAAAGUCCUCGGUACGAUUCCCACCCUUCUUUUAAAGCGGAGACUUUUUUUCAGGAAGGAUGGAUGAACUCUCUUCCUUUAGUUGCCAUUAGCAAACCCCAUUGAAGCUUGGAGUUGUGAUGAUUGCCAGAGAUUAAAGAUGUACAGAGUGAGGCCUUGUGGAUUUGUUCUUCUUGUUACAUUUUCUUGCUUCCUGACGCUUUCAGUUUCUCAAGUUACUGAACCCACUGAAGUCUCUGCUUUGAGGGCAGUGAAGAGAAGUUUGAUUGAUGGCAUGAAGAAUCUUGAUGAUUGGGAGACGGGCGAUCCUUGCACCUCAAACUGGACUGGAAUUAUUUGCUCUGGUGUUCCUAGAGACGGCAGCCCCUAUUUGCAUAUCAGGGAGAUCCAUCUAUUGAAUAUGAAUCUCUCUGGAAAAUUAGCACCCGAGCUUGGACAGCUGUCUCGUCUUCAAAUUCUAAAUUUUAUGUGGAACGAAUUAACUGAUUGUAUACCCAAGGAGAUAGGAAACCUCAAAUAUUUGAAGCUAUUGCUUCUGAAUGGAAACAAGUUAUCUGGGCCUUUACCCGAUGAGCUUGGCUAUCUCCCAAUGCUAAAUAGAUUUCAGAUAGACCAGAACCAGAUAUCUGGAGUCAUACCAAAGUCCUUUUCGCAUUUGAAAAGUAUGGGACAUAUCCACUUCAACAAUAACUCCCUCAGUGGUCAAAUCCCGCCCGAGUUAUCCAAUUUAACUACUGUUAUUCACUUGCUUUUGGACAAUAAUAACCUUUCAGGAUAUCUUCCACCUGAGUUAUCACAAUUACCCAUGUUGCGAAUUCUUCAGCUCGAUAAUAAUAAUUUCAGUGGUUCUGAGAUUCCAACUUCAUAUGGAAACAUGUCAGGACUAGUGAAGUUGAGUCUAAGGAAUUGCAGCUUGCAAGGAAGCAUCCCCGACCUUAGCAGAAUACAUAACCUAAGCUAUGUAGAUCUCAGUUGGAAUUACCUAUCAGGAUCUAUACCAUUAGAAAAGCUCUCCAACAAUAUGACAAACAUUAUUCUGUCAAACAAUCAUCUUAAUGGAGCUAUCCCUGAAGGUUUCUCAAAUCUUCCUUCUCUACAAAGAUUGUCACUUGACAACAACUUUUUGAAUGGUUCAUUUGCCACGGAUAUUUGGAAAAACAAGUCCUUUACUUCAACUUCUAGACUCAGGAUUGAUCUUCAGAAUAAUUUGCUUUUGAACAUUUUAGGAGACCUUGAUCCUCCGGUUAACGUCACUUUAAGGCUUAUAGGGAAUCCCAUUUGCAGCAACACCAGCAUCAGAAACAUUGACCAAUAUUGUGGACAUGGAAGUGGAAAAAGUGAAGAGCCAAAUACUUCGACAAAUUUGACUGUUGCAUGUCCAGUUCAAGCUUGUCCAACUGACAAUUACUAUGAAUAUGUCCCUGCGUCACCUACCCCAUGCUUCUGUGCCUCACCUAUAAGAAUUGGAUAUAGGCUGAAAAGUCCUAGCUUUUCUUACAUCCGUCCAUAUAUUGAACAUUUUGAGUUUUAUGUAACUAGUUCUCUACAUCUGGAACCAUAUCAAUUGUCCAUUGAUUCACAAUGCUGGGAAGAAGGACCUCGCCUCAGGAUGUACUUGAAGCUUUUCCCUGUGGUCGGUGUCAACCAGACAUUUAAUGAAAGUGAGGUGCUUCGUAUCCGUGACAUUUUUGGAGAUUGGAAUUUUCCUGGAAAUAACUUUUUUGGACCUUAUGAACUUCUUAAUUUCACUCUUCUUGGUCCAUAUUCAUAUAUCAAGUUUGCUUCUGAAGGCAAGGUUACAAAAAAGGGUGUGCUUAUAGCUUGUAUUACUACCGCUGCUGUUUUUGCUGCAACAAUUACUACGAUUGCUACUAUUUUAAUUUUAAGAAGGCAUGCUAGAUAUCGAGGAGCCAUAUUAAGGAAGCACUUCUCCCCAAAGCUCUGUAUCAAAAUUGAUGGUGUUAAAAGCUUCAGCUUUAAACAAAUGGCAUUGGCUACUCGUAAUUUUGAUAGCUCAACUCAAGUUGGUGAAGGUGGUUAUGGGAUAGUUUACCAGGGAAAUUUAGCUGACAAAACAGUUGUAGCGAUCAAGAGAGCAAAAGAAGGGUCCUUGCAAGGACAAAAGGAAUUUUUGACAGAAAUAGAAAUAUUGUCAAGGUUACAUCACCGCAACCUCGUUUCACUGGUUGGAUAUUGUGAUGAAAAAGGGGAGCAGAUGCUAGUUUAUGAGUUCAUGCACAAUGGCACACUGCGAGAAUGGCUUUCUGAAAAAUGCAAUCAAAGUUUGACGUUUGGAGCACGAUUACGUAUAGCACUUGGUGCAGCUAAGGGUAUUCUUUACCUCCACACUGAAGCUCACCCUCCAAUAUUCCACAGAGAUAUCAAAGCCAGUAACAUACUCCUAGACUCUAAACUCACAGCGAAAGUUGCUGAUUUUGGACUGUCACGGCUUGCACCUGUCAUAAAUGAUGAAGGGAUGCUACCCAACUACGUAUCCACCAUUGUGAGGGGAACACCUGGUUACGUUGAUCCUGAAUAUUGCCUUACUCACAAGUUGACCGAUAAAAGUGAUGUUUACAGCCUUGGGGUGGUAUUUCUGGAGAUCUUGACAGGCAUGCGUCCGAUAUCCAAUGGUAAAAAUAUUGUUCGUGAGGUCAACAUGGCACAUCAAUCUGGAAAAAUCUUAUCUAUUCUGGACAGUAGAAUGGGUUCUUACCCCUCAGAGUGCGCAGAGAGGUUUGUAGCAUUGGCACUAAGGUGUAGCAAUGACAAUCAGGUAGAAAGGUUGCCGAUGCUUGAAGUGGUCAGGGAACUAGAGGCCAUUCUUGGCAUGAUGCCGGAUGAAGAAGUUCACACACCAAAUUCUAGCAAGAAGUUAGAUGGAAUGUUGUCAUCAAUGAGUUCAGAUACGGCAGGAAAUUCAACGGGUUCUUCCCACUUCUGAAGCAGACUUGGUCAGUGGUGUAACAUUCCCCAUCACAGCUCACAAACAUCUGUAUAAAUUACAAGCCUCGUACAUCAGGGUACAGAUAGAUUAGGAGAUAAUGUCGUUAUUGCAGUUGUAAAGCCUUCUUUGUUACUCCUGCCUCAAUGUAUUUGUCUAGAUUUCGCCUUAUGAUAAGAAAGUGGUUUUAUAAUGCAAAAACUAAAAAAAUCCAAAAUCAUUG
Messenger RNA from Cuscuta campestris, 3190 nucleotides. The record is from the annotation of a GenBank genome assembly. NCBI's taxonomy places the organism in Eukaryota, Viridiplantae, Streptophyta, Magnoliopsida, Solanales, Convolvulaceae.